AUGGCUGAUGAGACUACAGAUGUUGGACAUUUUGAGCAAUUGUCAAUUCUCAGGCUAUUUUUGACUGUCUUCAUGAUGUAUUUGAUACUUAUGGGAAAAGAUUGGCAUUCAGUUUUAUCAGUUUGUUUUGAUGGUGCUUCUACUAUGGCUGGUAAAAUAGGAGGCGUGCAGACAAAAUGUAAAGAACAAAAUUCAGAUAUUAAAUAUAUUCACUGUUAUGCUCACUGUCUAAACCUAGCACUUGUUGAUUCGGUAUGUGAUAAGUCAAAAAAUUCCAAAAGAAACAAAUUGGUAUUCAAUUUUUUCGGAACAAUACAAUUUACCUACAAUUUUAUUGAGAGUAGUGCAAUGAGGCAUGCAAUUUUGGAAAAAAUAUCCAAAGAUUUAGGAAUUAAGUUACUUACAUUAAAGUCAUGUUCUAUUACUCGAUGGGCGUGUCGAGCAGAAGCAGUCAAAUCAGUGCUUAAUAACUAUGAAGUUUUGCUUUUAGCCAUAGAAGAAAUUUGUGAAAGUAGUAGUGUUCCAGAAAUGUGUGCAAAAAGAAUGGGAUUGAAGUAUCAAUUAAAAAGUUUUGACUUUAUUUUUGGGCUGUAUUUAUUGAAUCCUAUAUUAAAUAUAAUAUUAAAAACAAGUUCUUUAUUACAGUCGCCAAACAUGGAUCUUGUACUAGCAGUAAACAGUGUAGAGUCUUUAAAGCAAAACUUGAUGGCUAUGAGGAAUAGUGACGAAGAGUUUAUAAAUAUUUAUCAACAAUCAGUAGAACUGUAUAAUAAAAAUCGUGUACCAGUACCAGAAGUAAUAAAUAGAAAAGUGUCAACUCAUGAACUCAUUUCUGGCAUCAACUCGAGGUUUAACCAAGAAAUUGUGCAAUUAGUUCAAGCUGUAGCAAAGAUAUUGGAAUCUGAGAUAAAAUUAUUAAAAUAUUUACCAGCUACUGAUGGUAAACCAGAUACUAAUACAAAUAAUGAAUCUAUUCACGCAUGGCUUGAUUAUAUGAAAAUAAAUAAUUACAUAAAAUCAUUUAUUGGAUUUUUCACCGUACUGAAAUUAUUCAGUGUAAUACCAGUUACAAGUUGUUCCAGCGAACGGGUAUUUUCAAAACUAAAAAUAGUAAAAAAUAAAUUAAGGAGUACUAUGCAACAAGACCGACUUAAUAGUUUAUCAUUAAUGUUUACUGAAUCAGAACUAACAUCAAGUGAAGUUAAAACUGAACUAAAUUCAGAACGGUAUGAUGAUACACUUGGUGGACAGUCAGAAUAG
This is a messenger RNA of Acyrthosiphon pisum (pea aphid), 1260 nucleotides long. Its product is annotated as zinc finger MYM-type protein 1-like. The coding region runs from base 1 to 1260 and encodes 419 amino acids. The transcript is spliced from 5 exons. Gene Ontology annotation, molecular function: protein dimerization activity. The record is from RefSeq and is a predicted model, not a curated record. NCBI's taxonomy places the organism in Eukaryota, Metazoa, Arthropoda, Insecta, Hemiptera, Aphididae.